Molecule: messenger RNA, 946 nt
Organism: Eremomyces bilateralis CBS 781.70
Lineage: Eukaryota; Fungi; Ascomycota; Dothideomycetes; Eremomycetales; Eremomycetaceae
Exons: 2
Coding region: 1-738 (245 amino acids)
Source: RefSeq, a predicted model, not a curated record
AUGCCGCGGUCAGUAACAGACGCCACGCGAUUCACCCCCACCACCCCGUUUGCCGAGUCCAAGACGACCCUCCGGAACACCACCAUCGACUUCGGCGGUCCCGCUCCGCCGAAUGAGUCUCCCAAGGAGAAGGUCGUGCGGUUGAGGGAGGCGGCGAGGAGGGCGAAGCUUGCGAAGGAGUCGACGUUCGAUCGGGUUGUGACGAGGGGGCGCGUCGUUGCGGAUUUUGCUCAUCGAGCCACGACGUGGAGUCUGAUUGGCUUAACAUGUAUUGCUUCGGUGGUUACGGUUGCUGCCUUGGUCAAUCUAGCGUACUUCAAUCGAACGAAGAAGGCGGAAUGGCUGGCGAAGCAGAAUGCGAAGCGGGCGAAGGAAUUGGGACUGGCAUAUGAGGCAGAGGCACAAGGCGCGGCUACGAGCGAUCAUAUACUGUUGAUCAGUCAAGAGAGGGCAAAAGCGGAAGCGGAGCGAGACCUUCAAGCACGGAAAGGCCUCCUUGGCCAGGCAAAAGAAUCUCUUUUCGGUGGGCUAGCGAAGGAAGAAUCACCGUCACAGUCUCAGACACCGAUACAAGAUGCGGUGUCACACCUACCCAGCAUACGAGAAGAGAAGUCGGCGAACCAGGCUUCACUAGCCCCGUCGCAGUCCCCGGGACCUCUUGACCAACUGGCCGCGAACACAGCGACCGACCUCUCCAAAACUUCGAAGACCUGGUACCAACGGAUCACGCGGCAAUGAGCACCUCCAUAACUGUAUCUGUACAUGUUCGAUCAAGGCACCACUCGGGACUAGCAAGGGCGGAUAGCAUUGCGCACGGCGUUUGGGGUUGGAAAAUCUACUGGGACCGAGGAGAUAGAGGGACUUCAGUUGGCGCCGACGUGUAACAUAUAUCAUUGAUCGCUCCGGCUAGAUACUGGAAUGUAAUUACGCCUCUCCCGUGCAGUCU